CAUGGGGUCGCAUUUGUGUGUUACACCGGAAGCCGCACGGAUGUGAUUUGAUGCAGCGCCUGCCCCUCUUCCGGCCUCUUUUCCCUCAGCCACCGGACGAAAAUGACCAAGGGGACAUCUUCUUUCGGUAAGCGCCGCAACAAGACGCACACCUUGUGCCGUCGCUGUGGUUCCAAGGCCUAUCACCUGCAGAAGUCCAGCUGCGGCAAGUGUGGCUACCCCGAGAAGCGCAAGAGAAAGUACAACUGGAGCGCAAAGGCCAAGAGGAGGAACACCACUGGUACCGGCCGUCUGAGACACAUGAAGGUCGUCUACCGCAGGUUCAGGAAUGGUUUCCGGGAAGGCACCACCCCCAAACCCAGACGUGCUGCAGUGGCCGCCUCCAGCUCAUCCUAAAAGACACAUUUUUGGUUAAAUAAAUGUGAUGUUCAACAAGA
This is a messenger RNA of Paralichthys olivaceus (Japanese flounder), 437 nucleotides long. RefSeq names its product ribosomal protein L37 (gene rpl37). Gene Ontology annotation, molecular function: RNA binding; structural constituent of ribosome. Gene Ontology annotation, biological process: translation. NCBI's taxonomy places the organism in Eukaryota, Metazoa, Chordata, Actinopteri, Pleuronectiformes, Paralichthyidae. Gene Ontology annotation, cellular component: cytosolic large ribosomal subunit; ribosome. The record is from RefSeq and is a predicted model, not a curated record.